CAACAACAACAUAUAACAGUUCCACUAUUAUGGCGACCGUUGUGCCCCCUCCAAGCAAGCGCCAAAAGCUUGCAGCCGUGGAGAAGGCAGAAAAGGCAGCUGAAGAUGCUGCAAUCCCAAAACACCUUGGCAGCGUGAGAGUACACUUCGUCGACCAGAGCACAGGCAAGUCAACGGGGCCUGUAGUCGCAGUGCCAGUCAAAGAUGCCACCGUGAAGAAUCUGGAGACGUUACUCAACACUCUCCAGGGGAAUGAUCCCAGUGAACGGCUACCAUACCGGUUUUUCUUCCGCAACGACCGAGCCCCUACGGACAACGAAUCGAACCUCCUUGACGUUCAGGAUGAUGUAUAUCACUCAGUCCUCAAACCAGGCUAUAAGACCACCGAAGACAAUAUUAUCCUCCAAUUCAUCCCCCAGGCAGUAUUCCGAGUACGAGCAGUGACGCGAUGUUCGGCCUCAAUAUCAGGGCAUGGAGAGGCGAUCCUCGCAACUGCGUUCUCACCCGAGACAUCUUCAAGAAUGGCCACAGGGAGCGGCGACAAUACGGCUCGAAUAUGGGAUUGUGACACAGGUACGCCCUUGCAUACCCUAAAAGGACAUACGAGUUGGGUUCUUGCAGUGUCGUGGUCGCCGGAUGGCAAGAUACUCGCAACAGGAAGCAUGGACAAUACCGUGCGGUUGUGGGAUCCAAAGUCUGGAGAGGCCCUCGGUGGCCCACUGAAAGGGCAUACAAAAUGGAUCACAAGUCUGACCUGGGAACCAUACCACAACCAAACCCCAGGCAAGCCUCGUCUGGCGUCUGCUUCGAAAGACGGCACUGUUCGGAUCUGGGAUGUGCCGCUUCGACGUGUCGAACAAACACUCUCCGGACACAAAGGCUCUGUGACGUGCGUACGCUGGGGUGGGUUCAAUCGCGUCUUCACGUCGUCGCAGGACAAGACUAUCAAGAUCUGGAACUCCAAGACCUGGAAUUGUUUGCACACACUCUCCACGCAUACACACUGGGUCAACCAUCUGGCACUGUCCACCGACUUUGUUCUGAAAACGGCGUACCACGACCACACCGGCAAAGUGCCCGAGACCGUGGAGGAGAAGAUCAAGAAAGCCAAGACCCGAUUUGAAGACGCCGCCCGCCAGGAAGGGAAACUCGUCGAGAAACUUCUCUCCCCGUCCGACGAUAACACCAUCUUCCUCUGGGACCCCUCUGCUAUUCCGGGUGACUCCAACGCCUCGGUCAAGCCGAUUGCCAGACUACUGGGGCAUCAGAAACAAGUCCUGCAUGUAUCAUUCUCUCCGGACGGGUUGUACAUAGCAUCGGCGUCCUUUGACAACAGCGUCAAGUUGUGGAAUGCGAGAGACGGGAAAUUCAUAACCACCCUACGCGGCCAUGUUGGCGCCGUGUACAUGGUUGCUUGGUCGAGCGAUUCUAGACUACUCGCCAGUGCGUCCAAGGAUACUACGGCCAAGGUGUGGGAUGUGCGAGCCGGCAAGUUGAAAGAGGACCUGCCAGGCCACAAGGACGAGGUGUUUGCCCUCGACUGGAGUCAGGAUGGCAAGUGCGUGGCCAGUGGUGGAAAGGACAAGGUGGUGAAGUUGUGGAAGCACUGAUGCUUUUCCCGCAAUCAGCAAUAUUUUUAUUGGACGAUGAUGGGAUGAUGGGAUGAUGUUUCGUUCUUGCAUCCUCCAUACGAGUUUCAAGAUACCCCUAAUAACACGGCUUGGGAUCUAAAAGGAUGAGAUCAUUAAUGACUGACGAGAUGAUAGAAGCUGCUGGCCAGAAUCGUCGAUAUGUACGUUUGAUUUUGUAACAGGAUUUGUAUAUCUUCAUUGGUACAAACAGCGAC
Molecule: messenger RNA, 1846 nt
Organism: Exophiala oligosperma
Lineage: Eukaryota; Fungi; Ascomycota; Eurotiomycetes; Chaetothyriales; Herpotrichiellaceae
Exons: 2
Coding region: 30-1610 (526 amino acids)
Biological process (GO): ribosomal large subunit assembly
Cellular component (GO): nucleolus
Molecular function (GO): protein binding
Source: RefSeq, a predicted model, not a curated record